Ipomoea triloba (trilobed morning glory) is the source of this 3355-nucleotide messenger RNA. Its product is annotated as protein MEI2-like 5. The coding region runs from base 367 to 2916 and encodes 849 amino acids. The record is from RefSeq and is a predicted model, not a curated record. The transcript is spliced from 12 exons. NCBI's taxonomy places the organism in Eukaryota, Viridiplantae, Streptophyta, Magnoliopsida, Solanales, Convolvulaceae. Gene Ontology annotation, molecular function: RNA binding.
CCCUCUCUCUCUCUCUCCCUUUCUCUCUCUUCCAUUUCUUCCUUCCUCAACAAUCCUCUGUCUCUUUCUAUAUAUAUAUCUGCAUAUCUCAAUUAAUGUAUGUGCGAGCGUAUACGUAAGGAUACAAGUCAUAGAAUUUCUUCUUCAUUGUGAUUGAGGGGAAAUAUACAAAAGAGAAGAGCCGGGAAGAACGUAUAUGGUACUCUGAAGGCGCAUUGUCUCUUUCCCUGGCUUUCUCCCCUGAUCAGAGGUGGAAAGCUUGCAGUUCUCGUGUGGAUUCACGCCCUGCUUUCAACUCUCUUAGCUUCUAAAUUCCUGCAGUUAACUGAUUUCAAGGACCGGUGUAGGACCUUGGCGAUUUUAACUAUGAGUACAUCCAAGGAAAAGGGAAGCACUGCGUGGAGAACCUGUUCUGGAUCAGAUUGUUUUGAUACUUCAACCGAUGCUUCACUUUUCUCGAGCUCACUGCCUGUUCUUUCUCAUGAGAGAUUGAACUUGAGUGAGGCGGAACAUGGAUGUGAAUCCAGUGAUGAUGCCUACAGCUUGAAGAAAAUUCACCAAGUAGUGGAGAGUAAUGACUUGCUUGGAGAUAAUAUAAGUGAUCCCAUCAGGUGCUUGCUUCCUGAUGAUGAGGAUGCACUUUUAUCUGGCGUAAUGGAUGGUUUUGACAUUGGGGAGUUUCAAAACUGCAGUGAUGACUUGGAAGAAUAUGAUAUUUUUGGCAAUGGAGGAGGACUAGAACUGGAAUCUGAUUUUCCUCGGGAAAAUCUAACCAUGGGUGCAUCAAGGAUAACUCUUUCAGAUACAACUGGAGUGGCUCAUUGCGGACUUUCCAGUGGAGGGGUAGCAAUUACUGGAGAACAUCCUCUUGGGGAGCAUCCUUCGAGAACAUUAUUUGUUCGUAACAUCAACAGCAAUGUUGAGGAUUCCGAACUUAGAACCCUCUUUGAGCAAUAUGGCGAUAUCAGAACUAUGUAUACUGCUUGUAAGCAUAGGGGAUUUGUAAUGAUAUCCUACUAUGAUAUUCGUGCUGCUCGAACUGCAAUGCGAGCGUUACAGAAUAAACCACUGCGGAGAAGAAAACUGGACAUUCAUUUCUCAAUUCCCAAGGAUAACCCAUCGGAAAAAGAUAUGAAUCAAGGAACCCUAGUCAUUUUUAAUUUGGAUCCAUCAGUUUCAAAUGAUGAUCUCCUGCAAAUAUUUGGAUCUUAUGGUGAGAUCAAAGAGAUUAGGGAAACACCGCACAAGAGGCACCACAAGUUCAUUGAGUACUAUGAUGUCAGAGCUGCAGAAGCUGCUCUUAGAUCCUUAAAUAGGAGUGAUAUAGCUGGGAAACGUAUAAAGCUUGAACCUAGUCGCCCGGGUGGAACUCGUCGAAAUCUUAUGUUGCAACUAAAUCAAGAUCUUGAACAAGAUGAAUGUCGCAGUUUCACACACCAAAUGGGUUCUGUAAUUGGCAUUUCUCCACCAGGUAACUGGCCAAAGUUUGGCAGCCCUAUAGGACAUGGCUUUGUGCAUAAUCCCAGCAAUUCCCCUGGUAUUAGAUCCUUGAGUCCUACAACUAACAGUAACUUACAUGGAUUAGCUUCACUUUUACAUCCUCAAGGAUUUAACUCUACAAGGGUUGCACCUAUUGGUAAGGAUCAAGCAAGGGGUGGUCUUACAGAACACCUAUCAAAUAAUGGAAAUUCAAACUUUGGAGCUUCAAUCCAACAACCUCAUUCUUUUCCUGAACCAAAGUUGAAUUGGUAUUCAGGUCCAAGGUCGUCUUAUGGUGCUUCUAGUUCAAAUGGUUCGGUUAUCGAAACACUAUCUGGACAAGAAUUUCUUUGGGGAAGUCCGAAGGUGCAUUCUGACUAUAGUAAUUCUUCCUGGCAAGCACAACCUAUGGGGCAUGCUUUUAUAUCUAAUGGACAGGAACACUGGUUUCCAUCCCCAAAUCACCAUGGAUCUUUCCUCAAUUCAUCUCAACACCACAACCAUCCUCAUCAUGCUGGUUCUGCUCCAUCCAGUCUUCCUGUUGAAAGGCACUUAGCUUUCUUCCCUGAUUCAUUAGAGGCCUCACAUUUGAGCGCCUUCAGUGGCAUAGGUAUGGGCCACAAUGACAAGAGUUAUACAAUGAAUGCUGGUCCUCGUGGUGCAUCAAAUUCCGGUGUUUCCUUUUCUGGAAGUAUGUCAUAUGGUUCUCCUCGAUUAAAUAUAAUGUCUUCUCAAAGGCCAAGUCCUGUAUUCCCUGCCAAUGCUUAUUUCCCAGGAUCUACAGCCACUGACUUCAAGGUUUUGACUGAACAUGUCCAUUCUCAGCAUGAAGAGGUUAAUGGCAACCAAAUUGAUAACAAAAAGUUUCAGCUUGACUUGGAUAAGAUUAGAAGUGGCGAAGAUACUCGGACUACUUUAAUGAUAAAGAAUAUCCCAAACAAGUACACCUCCAAGAUGUUGCUGGCGGCUAUUGAUGAACAUCACAAGGGCAGUUUUGACUUCCUGUAUUUGCCCAUUGAUUUUAAGAACAAGUGCAACGUGGGCUAUGCAUUCAUAAACAUGUUGUCUCCAUCACUCAUUAUACCACUUUUUGAGGCAUUUAAUGGAAAGAAGUGGGAGAAGUUCAAUAGCGAGAAAGUGACUUUGUUGGCAUAUGCUCGAAUUCAGGGUAAGGAAGCCCUUGUAGGCCACUUCCAGAACUCAAGCUUGAUGAAUGAAGAUAAGCGCUGUAGGCCCCUUCUUUUCCAUCCAGAAAGCUCAGACUCUAGUAAUCAGAUUGUCCAGGAGCAUCGUUCUUCUAGUAGUUUGAGUGUUCAAGUCCAUCGAUCAAAUGAAUCAAAGUUAUCCGGUUAUACUGGCAUCUCGCCAGAGGAUAGUUCAAUUGAAAAAAGCGGAGAAGUGCUAACAGAGGGCAGAAGGCACCUUAACAUAAGCUAAACCAGGUGAUUGCUGUAGGAAUAUAUGUAGAAAAAUAUAGGAUUAGAUCAGCUAAAAGGGACUAGGACUGCAGUGUGUUUUUUGGAAACCAACCUGUUGUUGUACUGAUAGAAUGCUUUCUGGGGAAGAAGUGAUUUUGACUGGUGCAGCAUCAAUGCCUGAUUCCUAGGGAAGUUGAUAUUUAUGACAUUUUGAGAUCAUUUUGCAAAUUAGGAUUUGGUCAAUUGCAUCCCUGCUGUGUUGUUAGGUGAAGGAAGGGUAUAGUUUUUGGAAUCUUUUUGCUUUUCUGAACCAAGCACAUUCUGAAUUGUAUAGUUCAUAUACUAACUUUUGAUUUAGUGUUUUAAAUCUUGAAUCAAAGGGGUGUGUUUGGAUUAUUGUGUCGAGUAUUGAUGUAAUAGCUUUUUAACAAACUUGUGGAAGGUUUAAUCUUCGCUUA